GCACCCGUCUCACAGUCUGCGUGGAUCCAGCUCGACCAGGGGGACAGAUCCCAGGUGUAACACCCUUUGAGUGCAUUCCAAAAGAAGACACUGCCCGUGUGUUUCUGUAUGAGUGUGAGUGUGUGUUAGGCAGUGUUUCAAAAAUGACCGAAAGGUCUGCGGCAAAUGGACACAAAGUUUCUCUGAAUGGGACCCAGUUGGAUGCCCGUGGGAAGCUGCAGGACGAGGAUGACAGGAAGGUGGAGCUGGGGAAGAAAGUGACCCUGCUCCGAGGGGUCUCCAUCAUUAUUGGCACCAUCAUUGGAGCGGGGAUCUUCAUCUCUCCAAAGGGCAUCCUGAAGCACUCAGGCUCUGUAGGAAUGUCCCUGAUAGUGUGGAUUGCCUGUGGUGUGCUCUCUCUCUUCGGAGCGCUGUCCUAUGCUGAGCUGGGGACUUGCAUUAAGAAGUCCGGUGGACAUUACACAUAUAUAAUGGAAGCCUUCGGACCUCAGAUGGCUUUCAUAAGGCUAUGGGCUGAUCUCAUUGCUAUAAGGCCUGCAGGGAUGGCAGUCAUAUCUCUGGCCUUUGGCCAGUACAUCCUGGAGCCUCUGUUCAUGCCCUGUAACAUCCCCCCUAUUGCUGUCAAACUGACCACUGCCAUCGGCAUAACUUCUGUCAUUUAUCUGAACAGUAUGAGUGUCACAUGGACAGCAAGGAUUCAAAUCUUCCUGACCUUCAGCAAGCUGCUGGCCAUCGCCCUCAUCAUAGUGCCAGGAAUGUAUCAACUCUUCAAAGGAGAGACCAGAAACUUUGAGAACGCCUUUGAACUGAGCAACGUGAAGCUGUCGGGUAUGCCACUGGCCUUCUACUCUGGAAUGUAUGCAUAUGCUGGAUGGUUCUAUCUGAACUUUGUGACAGAGGAGGUAGAUAACCCUGAGCGGACUGUGCCAUUAGCGAUCUGUAUCUCCAUGACGAUUGUGACUUCCUGCUAUGUGCUGACCAAUGUGGCAUACUACACUGUGAUGUCAGCGGAGGAGCUCCUGGCCUCGCAGGCAGUCGCUGUGACGUUUGCAGAAAAGCUGAUGGGGAACUUCUCCAUAGCGGUGCCAGUGUUUGUGGCUUUGUCCUGCUACGGCUCCAUGAAUGGCUGCCUCUUCGCCUUGUCAAGAAUGUUCUACGUGGCAUCCCGUGAAAAGCAGCUCCCUGAGGUUUUGUCUAUGAUCCACGUCCGCAGACACACUCCACUGGCUGCUGUCCUCAUACUGUACCCUAUGACCAUGCUGCAGCUGUUUGUGGGAGACAUCUACAGCCUGUUGAACUUCAUGAGCUUCCUGCGGUGGCUGUUCAUUGGUGUGGUGGUGCUGGGUUUAAUCUACCUCCGAUACACAAAACCUGACCUCCCCCGACCCUUCAAGGUUCCGCUCUUCAUCCCAGUGGUGUUCUGCCUCACAUGUUUCUUCAUGGUCUUCCUGUCUCUGUACUCGGACCCGGUCAACACAGGGAUUGGAUUUGUCAUCUCCCUCACUGGCGUCCCCGCCUACUAUAUCUUCAUUUACUUUGACCACAGACCAAAGUGGAUUCAGAGGGCUUUAGAUUCCUUCAACAGAACCUUGCAGAUCAUCUUGAUGGUCAUCCCUGCUGAGCAAUAAGAGCAUGUUAUCAGAGUAUACAGCACGUAUACGGAGCUGAACACUAAGUCAGAAAGUCAAACUGGUUUUGUAUUCUCCAAAGGCUGGUUUAGCACAAAGGUUCAGGUAGGAGUGUCUCUGUUGAAUGUGAGUUACAUAAUCUGUGUUAUUAAAGGAUUAAGAUUUAUGUUACAAGAAGUGAAAAACAUCUUCUAUCUGCAUGUCAUUGUUUUUGUGACCACUGAUUAUUUAUGGAACAGUAAAUGAUGACUAUUUUCUUCUGAACAACCCAUCCUAACUGUGACUGUACAGAGCAAACCGCUGCACACGAUACAAACAUUAUCUGGACUAAUGUGAUUUCAUUAUAUAUGACCUGAUUCUUUGUUGAAAGGGCUGUCCCAUGUUAUCACUGUUUCCUUGAAUUCUAAGCAACCACAAACUGUCACAACUGAAGCAGGGUAACAGGACUGCAAAGAAGAGACCCAAAUGCAAACUACUGUAAUUGCAAGUGAGAACAGGUGUGUGGUUGGCUGGGGUGGUCAGGUCAUGGAGAAAGGAGAGGAAGUCAGAGGGCAUCUGGUGGGCAAGUGGUGGCUGAAGAGGGGGACCACCAUGGGGUCAGCUGCAGGGCCAUCAGCCAUAGUAGAAGGAUAGGUGGAGCACGAGGAGGUCAGGGUGACGGAGGUGUGAAAUAGUUAACUUCAACUCUGAUGAAAGAAACCCAAUACGUUUUAGCUACAAGUGAAAAAUUAGAAAACUUUUAACAAGAAUGAUAAUUUCAAGAUGUUUUAAUAGGGUUGCAGGCAGUAAAACCAAAAUGAUGAGCUAAAACAUGCCAAAAUGUCCCAUCAAACCAAGGGAAACUGCAGAGUUGGUGAUAGUUCUCAGUGAUUUUGGCGCUAUAUUUUCUCACAACCCACACAAUUAUUUAAUUCAUUGUUGACAAAGACGCAAUAAUGAAUAUUUUUAAGGGCCAUAUGCUAAAGCAGAGACAGUAAUCACCAGGGUAUAACAAAUACUUCAGAUUUCCGUCUGAGUCCAGGCAGCAGAAGCCAUGUUUUCUCUCAGGCUGUUGUGUCUCUCCUCCAGCAGGUGUUAGCAUGCAGAUGGUCCAGCCCUAACAUGAGGACCUUUGACGUUUCAUUCAACUAUUAUUAGAACUUUCCAUCACCUGCCUGACCUUAUGUGGACUCUCUGCUCCCCUGGUAGUCCACUCAGAUUUCACAUUAUCCAGUCAGACUGCAUCAGCACCACCCUCUUCCCUCCUGCAUCAGGAAUGAAGUGGCUAGGCCCUGUGUGCCGUGGAGUGGUUAGUCUGACUCCGAGGUGUGUGUGUGUGUGUGUGUGUGUGUAGCGUGCAGGCUGCUGAUGUGGCUGCUCUCCAUUCCCCCUGGGUGGGAUUUGCAGGUAAUCUGUCUGUGUAACCGCUGCCCUGUGGCACACUGCAUUCCCUCUCAGCUCUGUGUCCUGUAAAUGGAGGGCUUUUACUGCUGAUGAGAGGAUGGCAGGAUGGAGACAAAAUGCCCGGGAGCUUCCACUUUAGUGCUGAGCCAUAAAAAAGCUGGCUUAAAGUCAGCUAGCAUUAGCCUUUGUGUGAGCAAAGCUAGCUGUGCCCACACUGCAGGCAUACGGACCUUUUACCACCCUGCUGAUGGUUCGCUGGCUGUCAGUGCUCAGGCUGGAGUGUUACAUUAACAUUUAUUUAAAUGACUUCACAUGAGCCUUAAUUACCACAUGAAGGGCAACCCCAUUUCAUAACGCUUCACACAGACCUCUCCAGCUACAGUGAAGUGUUGCCACAAAAAACAAUAAAGUAGAGAAAUGCAAAAAAAAAGAAGAAGAAAAAAGGAAAAAAAAGGAAGGUCACGCCAAAGAUAGAGCCUCUUUUUGACUGUCCACUGUAAGUCUGACAGCGUUAUUUCAGUGGAAUACUAAAUCUGUGUAAAAAAUGAUUGUAAUCAAGAACACCUUAAAGCAAUCAGGUCAUGUGAGACAUAUUAAAUUUAAGAUGCUGAAUUCAAGGCAACUCUGUGUUAGCUGUUCUAAACUUCCCACAUCCAACAUACUUGUGUUUAGGUUGUUUUAGGGUAUUUUAUAUUCAUGCUUUGACAGCACCCAUCAAAGUGGGCACACAGUAUACAGUUAAUGUACGUCACUUGCUGUGCCAUUUUGAGGCUACAUUAAUUACAGCUUUAAAUUCUGUCACUGGCACAUCCCUUUAAAUUCAUAUCAUAAAACAGUUGCCAAAUCCCUGAACAUCGUUAAAAGAUGACAGUGAAUGUGGUGGACAUACGGUCCAGAUAUGAGACCAAAAAGCACAUUUUCACAGAACAGUUUCUGUCCAUUGAAUAAAACUACAACAAUCUCAAAACCAAUUUAUGUAUUAAGCGUCGUCUAUUGGAACUACAGCCCACAGCACUGGUCACUACUAUCUAUCAGCUUCUCAUAGCUCUAAUAGAAUAGUCUGAAGAGCAGGCUUCAAACUCCAAUAGACGUAGAAUAGCUCCAGUACGCCACUUAGUCCCCCAGUUCCCAUGAAAGCUCCAAGUUGACAUAUUUCUGAACAUGUAGCGGUUCACACUGCAAGCACUAAAACCACAUUCAGCUGAAUCCUGGAGGGAGCACAACACUGCCUCCUCUCCACUGAAAACAACAGCAAAAAGAAGUCAGCACCAUAAAACAGAGUUCCCAGUGGAUGAGCACGCUAAGAACAUACAGCAUAACAUCACACUCCACUUCCCAACCACACAUCACCACAUCUGAGCUCCUCAUCAAAGCCAACAAAUAAGGGCUCAAACACUCUAUUUUUACACUCUGAAAACACGUUUUUAUUAAAACACAGAGGAAACUUCCAAAUGUGAAAAUAAAGGUUUGAUGAGGCGUGACCUUUUCUUCUCACCUCUGAACAACAAGAAGGAGAUAAUUAACACACCAAAGAAUUUAGCUUCAAGAUGCAAAAAAAAAGCCAAUCUACCCAAAGGUUUGACACGUGUCUUCUCAUGUAGGUGUGUGCAUGUGUGUGUGUGAUGAAACGGUUCUAUUACCACACAGUGUCAGCUCGAGGAGCGUUCAUGCUGCUCGCUGAGAGAUAACAUACACACCAAUAUCCACACAUACACACACACCAGCACUGAUACAGAGGAAAUGCCAGGAGUUGGCGCAGUACCAAAGACCAAGGCUCUCUCUCUCACAUACACACACACACGCACUCACUCACAACUGAGUGAAUAGUGUGCCAGAGUCCUGGCUGCAGGCCAAGAGAAGCAGAGACAGAGACAGAGAGAAAGAGAGACAGGCAGAAAAAGGAAAGAGCUGGACUACUUUCUGAGGAGGCAUCUGAGGAAACACACCAGCCUGCAAUCACAGUGAAAGUCGGCCAGUAUGCAGUGUGUGAUGUGACUGAGGUACCCACCUGAGACACCACACACACCCAGCUGAGAAUGUGUUUAACACAUAGCAUCAAAGGAGCAGGAGAAACAGCAUUUGAUCGCAUAUUAAAUAAACAGUUUAAAGGAUACGUCUGCUUUCAUACAGCUUUUUUUUUUCUUUUGGCCCUCAGUCGUAUUCGAGAUGUAACACAGAUCUGUGAACACGGUAACAUCACUGGAAAAAAAACAGCAAGGGAACCGUCGUCGCCAUGGCUGAAAGAAAUCAUUAGAUAAGAUUAGGUAAAGAUUGUGUUUAACAGGCUGGAGCAGUCACACACACUUCCACAAAACUUCAGCAGGAUAAGUGCUGGAUACCAAACCUGUGUUGAGUUGGAACGUCAUUAAUGAAAAGCUCUGAUUUCAGUAUAGGAGUAUUUUUCCAUUGCGGUUAAAAGAAGCCUGGACGACAGGAAGCAGACAGCAGUCUCUCGUGUUCAUCACACUUCGCUGCCUACAAGCUUUUGUUGGCUCUGUAACAACGUCAUGCUACUUAUUCAGCCCUCGAACUCCUCAUGUACGAGUUGACGGGCAAAACAAAGCUAUUACUGAAAUGUUCAUUCUUUUCGUGAGACUACUCCAUGUCUAAAGUGAAGAGCAUUCUCAAUGCCAGCCACGUGCCCCCGGCCUCCGAACUGACCAGGCUAUACACUCUCCAGCCCCUAACACACACCCCUGAUCCUGCUGCAUCUGUGGGCUCUCUGUGGCAAAUGAGCCAGUCUGCAGUCCAAAGUAAAGACUGUAACUACUGCAUUUGAUGAGGCAAGAUAUCUAUGUUCCUAGAUUUUGUAAGCAAGGGUCUUACUGUACAGUCAGUGUGGGUCAAUAGCCAUCAGCUGGUCAUCAUGUGUUCAGUCGGCUGCCUUGGGCUUAGCAGUGCCACUUUUUUGCCUGUGUCAAUGUGAUGCUUAUGAAGCACUUCAUUAAAAACUAA
This is a messenger RNA of Chelmon rostratus (copperband butterflyfish), 5966 nucleotides long. It is a transcript of the gene slc7a11, whose product is annotated as solute carrier family 7 member 11. Gene Ontology annotation, cellular component: membrane. NCBI's taxonomy places the organism in Eukaryota, Metazoa, Chordata, Actinopteri, Chaetodontiformes, Chaetodontidae. The coding region runs from base 144 to 1628 and encodes 494 amino acids. The record is from RefSeq and is a predicted model, not a curated record. Gene Ontology annotation, biological process: amino acid transmembrane transport. The transcript is spliced from 12 exons. Gene Ontology annotation, molecular function: L-amino acid transmembrane transporter activity.